GCAGAUAUUGGCCCGGUCGCGUCUUGUGGUUGAAUAUUUUCCAAAGUACGUACAUGGGUGGGAGGAUGUUUUUGCCGGCCAACUUCAUCGAGCACGUGCCUGUGCUGUGCCAGAUUGCCAUACUCGGCACGGUUGCACGGCAGUUGAUACUAGACGGCUACGUCUGCAUCUUUGCCGGUCUCAGGCAAUCUCGACGACAUUUGCAGCACAUCAAGUCUCUAUACUACAAGGCGGCCAAGACGAAUACCCAGACCCAAAAAUUCGAGCACAGCAUCGGCAACCAAAACCACUCCGAUGAUGCCCAUUCAGACCACGCAGAAUCAACGCCUCUAAUCGCUCCCGCAUUCACCGUCUUCCCCAGGCUCCCGGCCGAGAUCCGCGACCUGAUCUGGUCCUUCGCCCUCGAGCAGACCCCAGAACGCCUGUUCCACGUCGAGCGCCUGCGCCCGGCGUCACGGGACCCAGAAAUCGCCAAAUAUCGCUUCUACCAGCGCCUGCACCCAGACACGCUCGACCCCAUCGCGGUGGUCAACACGCACGACGACUACUCAUGGCCGCCGCCGCCGCUACCGCCCAGCCCGCGAUGGCAUCACCACUCCCGCGCGGCGAGCCUCAUCGGUGCGACGUGCCACGAGGCCCGUGCGGUGCUCCUCCGGAGCCGCCGCCAAUAUGGCACCGGCGGUGCGGCCCCGCCAGCGACGGCGACAUUGACGGCUUCUUUCAACCCGGCACGGGAUAUCCUGUACAUCGACUCGGCAUGCCUGGGCCGGCUGCCCAGCGCGCAGGCCGCGCGGAACCGCAUCAGGGCGUUGACGGUCCCGGCGCUAGCAAGAGCGGUAGAGGUCCUGGGCGUCGAACUGCACAGUAUCGCGCCAUCACGAGCACCCGAGCCGAGGAUCCUAUCACAGUCGGUGGCAGCAGAGUUGGAAAGGAGUUGUCGAACUGGCACUGCACACAGUCGCGGCGCUGGAGCAGGGUCGGCAAUGGUCGAUGAUGAGGAAGAUAUGCAGCGGGUAGUGCUCGAGGCUUUGUGCGAAGGGUUCCCGAGGCUGAGGAAAUUGGUCGUGAUCACUUCGCGGCAGUGUUUGCCGCAGAACAGAGGGCUUGCGAGAUUUUUACUGCCGCCAGGCCAACAUUCUUCAUCGGGCUCUCACAUGCAGAUGAUGAGCCUUGGGCAGAGGAGGAACUCGUCAAGGCAGGGGAACCACACUACUGGCGACAAAAGAAAACCGACCCACGACAACAACAAGACCACUGGCAUCAACCCUCAAGCAUCCUCAGCUUCGACGCCUGCCUGGAGAGACGCAAUCGAAUCGCCCCUUCGAGCAUCUCUUUUUGGCCUGGCCACUGCCCUCGACACCCUUCUCGGGGUCGGCGCUGGCGAAGGUAGCGACGAGCACGGCAGGAUGCUUCACAUGCACGAAAUCACGGCGGAGCAGGAAUGCUGCAAGACGCUCGCCGCGUGUCUCGUGUCGCCCUCGGAUCUCGACAUUCCGCCCUCGACGGCCCGCGCGGACACUCGCCACAGCCCAGACAGCCACAUGACGGUCGGGUUACACGGGGAGCAGCAGCAGGAUUACAAGGACGCAGGAAUCGAAUCGGUCCGUGCUGUCCUCGCGGCGCUCGCAAUAGAGGGCAAGAUACAAGAGGUGCCCGUAGUGGAGAGGCAGGUCCUCGUCCGGGCAGGCGGGUGUACGGGCCCGUGGACGUACCGCGCACGGAUAUCGCGCGGGAGCUGUAGCAACGACGAGUGGUACUGGAGCCGGCGGGGAAUGGCGCCGCCAGUGUGGAAAGUGAGGGACGAGGUGGCCGCGAAGCUGGACUUUGCUUAG
Molecule: messenger RNA, 1832 nt
Organism: Microdochium trichocladiopsis
Lineage: Eukaryota; Fungi; Ascomycota; Sordariomycetes; Xylariales; Microdochiaceae
Exons: 1
Coding region: 54-1832 (592 amino acids)
Source: RefSeq, a predicted model, not a curated record